This is a messenger RNA of Penaeus monodon (black tiger shrimp), 784 nucleotides long. RefSeq lists its product as uncharacterized. Bases 137 to 589 code for a protein of 150 amino acids. The transcript is spliced from 6 exons. NCBI's taxonomy places the organism in Eukaryota, Metazoa, Arthropoda, Malacostraca, Decapoda, Penaeidae. The record is from RefSeq and is a predicted model, not a curated record.
AUUUCAUAAUUUUAUUUUAGGGGAUUAGGUAACACUGUUUCGGAAGGUAUUAUCUGAGCGUGUCAGUGUCAGUUGUGCCUCCGCUUUCACUGACAGCAGACAUACGGUUCUGAAGGCUGGUUGAUCAGAAGGAGAGAUGAGGUUUCUCGUUGCAGCGUUCUUGCUUGUAAUGUUUGCAGGACAUGUUUACUCAAAUGAUUGGGAUGGUUUUUUUGCGAACAAGCAGAAGUCCCUGUUAGAAUACUUUCGUAAAAUUGAUAAUGAUAUCAAGAAAAAGGGGAACAGCCAAACCCUGUACCAAAGUGUCAACCAAGGACCCCACUACAGCUUCGGAGAAGGCUCUACGCAAACGCAACACGUCUUACAAGAAGGUCAGGGUGACGUCACAGUUCAGAACGUGAUCCAAGGCCCUUCAGUUCACUACGGCGAUAAGAAGCUCACGAAGCCCCUGCAGACGCAAGCGGUGCAUCAGCAAGGGAAAGGCCUGGUAGUGGUGCAAAACGUGGUACAGGGGCCGAGUGUUCACGUGCCCAAGUUUGACUUUCCUGAUAUCAAGGAAAAAUACAAUUGGAUACCAUGGAACAAAUGAGCGGGAGGUCGUAUUGACGGAUGGACGGAUGACGUUGCGAAACAAAGGGGAAUGCUGUUUUUUAGGAAAUUAAUUGAAUCUUUAUGUUAUUGUUUAUCGUAUGAAUUAGUUUUUCUUGCAUUUCUGUUGUUGUUUUUAAUGAACAAGUAAAAAAAUGGCACACAUAAUAAUAAUGGUCUUAAGAUAAUGACAGCA